CGAGAGUCCUGUUGGCGUUGGAUGUUAUUGCGCUGAUGUGGGGUGACCAUGAAAGAUUGGAUGAGAUUUCCACGCCCAGCAUUUCUUAUAUUGGACCCCCACUUGAUAACAAAACAGGCCAGUGCGCUGUGUACGGUAGUUUUUUGAUUGGACACGAUUGAAAAAUUGUUUAAGCCAAGUAAACAGUCGGGUAUUCUCAGUGUGGACGGGGACAGUAUACCACGCACUCUCGAUUCCCUGUAUACAUGACAAGGAAGUACUGGAAGGAAGGAGUGGAAACAUGCUAACUAAAUAACGCGAUCAAACAAACAAAAGGAUAUGAUUAGACUACUGAAAAGGCACAGAACAUGUGUCAUUUGUUGUUUCAUCAUCGUCAGCACUGUGUUGUGUUUUGGAGGUUGGAGCUUCAUUCCCUCAACACUAAGGGGCACCAUUACUAGAAAUAUUAGUUGGAAUGUGAGAAUUUUCUCAUUUAGAAAUUGGAAACGUCGUGUGCACCUAACACCAAAGUACGACGGCGCCGUUAUGCCAGCUCAGAAGCCUCCUUUGAAUAUUGUUCUACCAACGGCGAGCACGUAUAACUUAUGUGUGAUUUUACACGGAGGUCUAGGGAACCAAAUGUUUCAGUUUGCUAGUUUGUAUGGAUUAGCUGCUAAAAAAGGUAUGUCUGUCACGAUUGACAGAAAGAAUGAUUUGACAAAAGUAUUCAAACUUAGUGUUGACAUGAAGGAUCAGUAUAAAACAAUUUGUGAAAAAUUACCUGCUAGAGAUGAAAAAUUGGAUUGUGGUUAUGACGAGGGUUUGGAUGCUUUUCAACCAAAUAUCAGUUACAGGGUUAAAGAUUAUUUGCAAUCAUGGACAUAUUUUUACAAUUCUUCGAAGGCAAUCCGGAAACAGUUCGUGUUUCACGACACCAUUAUUGAAAAAAGAAACAAUAUAAUUAAUUCAAUUUUGAAAAAACAUAACUUUAAGUCCCGCUCAGACGUAACAUUAAUAGGUGUUCACGCGAGGAGGGGCGACUUUAUAAAUAACACUUUCGGCUAUUUGGUUGCUAGUGAAAGUUACUUUAGAAAAACUAUGAAUUACUUUAGAUUAAGACGAUUUAAAAACACAAUAUUUAUCAUUUGUUCAAAUGACAUGAACUGGACCAAGAAACACGUGAUUAAUGAAGUCCGUUCGGAGUUCAUUGUUGGCCAUUCGGAAGGUGUAGAUAUGGCGCUUCUUGGCUCAUGUAAUCACAUGAUCACAUCAGUGGGUACAUUUAGCUGGUGGUCGGCGUGGCUUACCGGUGGUGAGGUCACAUUCUACCAAUGGCCAGCCAGGGACGGCUCUGCACUUCGGGAACAAUUCAGUGAAGAUUAUACAGACUUCUUUUAUCCCGGAUGGGUUGGGUUCUCUUAGUCACCUAUUGUUAUUAUUUGCACACUGACAGGGACCUGAGAGUUCAUUCGUAUUAGUUACAACCAUAUUUGGACCCACGCUAAUGUGUUUAGAGUCAUUUUACACAACUUCAGGGUUUAGAUCAAUUUUAUGUAAACAAAAUGCCACCCCAAAUAUGAAUAAUAUCAUUGGGUCGGAUUCCUAUUUUUACCGAAAAUUGAUAUAAACACAUAAAAUGUGUACAUGUAAACACCUUAGCUUCAGUUAAACAAUAUACACAAUCUCAGGUCCCUGUGAUCAUUUACAUCAUCGAGAUCAUGUAAAGAUUUCUUAGAAAAUUGAAUUGAUGGUGCCCGAGUUCACCGUAAUAUAAAGAAAAUAAUUUGCAAUAUUUUGUGUGGUUAUGAUGUUAAGAAUAUUAAUACUUUCACUGCAAUUUAUGAUACCAGUCUUAAUAUGUUCAGGUCAUUAAGUCUUCUGGAGAAGGAUUAAAUGCUUUAUUCACUUUGGUCAGAAGCGUUCUUACAAUAAAGGGGAAUUUAUUACGUAAAAGAGAAGCUGGUGAUCUCCACAAAGCAGAGAGGCUGAGCUCACAAUGGUUAGUUGUAAUUCUUUUUUUUCUACAUAAAAAGAGGCAACCUUUGACCAAAGUUUCCCCUGAAGGACGUUUGGUGAACUGACAUCAUGUCAAGAUAUGACAUUUUAGUUUUGUGACUUUUUUUAAGUUGCCGUUUAGUAAUGUUGUGUAUAUUGUUUUAAAUUUACUUACUGACUAUGCUUUUUAAUUUCAAGCUGUCCAAAUAAAGUUAAAAUAAAGUUGAAGAAGUGUAGGGAACGUUUGCUAUUCCGGAUCACUAGUUUCACUUCAUGUGAGUAAAUUUAAAAUAAAAUUGUGUUUUCAUUUAUCUACACUGCAUUUGUGGAAAUACUAAAAUUUAGUUUCUUCCAUGAAGUUUGAAUUGACACUGCUGAUACUAGGGUUUUAUUCCGGGGAUCUUUCGUUUUGAUCUAGUUUUUGUCGUCUAUUAUUUACCUAACGUAAUAUCAGAAGAACAGCAAAGGGGCAAGUAGAGGGAGGCUUCGUAAACCAGGGGAUUGAUAAACCUUUGCUAUGGUAUUGUAUGAGCACCAAGGCCAAAUGGAUAUUGACAAGUUCAAAACCUGCAAUUUAAUUCUGGUAUAUUUAUUCGACAUUACUGAUAUCUGCUUAUACUUUGUACCAUUGGUAAUUUAAUUUUGAAUAGAGCUUAAUUGAAUUUGAUUAAGAUUAAUAAAUAUAUAGCUCCUACAUAUUACGAAUGUGUUAAAUAAUUUUCUCUCUGCAUGUGAUAUUCUAAAUCAUUGAACCUGUCUAGCGACAUUUUGUAUAGAGGAGCACAUUGAGUUGUGCAACCAGUGUUUAAAUAUAUUUAUUCAAGAUUGAAUAGGGUGGGCAGGCUAUGUUUAAUUUGAUAAUGUACACAUGACAUAAUGAACUUGUAUGUAUUAAACAUGUAUGUAUUGAUCGCUUUAAGAGAGGAAUACCUGACAUCAAAACCAAUUAUGACAACCCUGUAGGUAAAGUUAUAAUAUCUUAUGGCAGAAGUGGUGUUUAGCUAACCACUCACGGAAACAUUCGUGGACUUCAUUACAUCUCAAAGGAUGGUUAAUGUUUGAGUUCCUUAAUUUUUUAGAUGUGUAAUUUGGAAACUAAAAAAGUAAAUGAUAUUAUUUUCGAUAGUGAUUGGUUUCGAUGAUAAUUUAAAUGAUAAAAUGUAAACAAAUACGAAAAUAGAAAAAUAACUCUUCAUGAACAGUAUUCGAAGCCCAAGAUUCUCGUUUAUUUCCAAUGAUUUUUUUUCAUAUUUCAAAGUAAACCUGCAAACACAACGUGCAAGCCUUAUUCAAUAUGCAAAUACCCUUACUGAAUAUGGAUAAUUUGUGAUGAUGGUAUUGUCCAAAUGCGUCUCCUUGACAUUUUUGUCGACUAAACAGGGUUUUAGCUGCUUUCAAUUUCCUCCUUCUCGUGUUCUUUUUGAUAACAUUUUAUCAACUGAAUCGUAGAAUUGGUUAUAAAAGGAUUACAGAAAAUAGCCAGAAGUGCGUGGAAUGUAACAGUGAUCUCCCCUUAUUCAUUUUAAAAUGUUAUAUUACAACAUUCAGCCGUAGCACAAUAGUUUAGUAUACAGACUGUAAACCUUUUGAUCUCUUAAUAUCUUUAUUCAACGCUUUAAAACAUCUUUGAAAUUAGUGUUACAUGUUGUUUCCAC
Molecule: messenger RNA, 3629 nt
Organism: Mizuhopecten yessoensis (Yesso scallop)
Lineage: Eukaryota; Metazoa; Mollusca; Bivalvia; Pectinida; Pectinidae
Product: galactoside 2-alpha-L-fucosyltransferase 2-like
Exons: 4
Coding region: 319-1401 (360 amino acids)
Biological process (GO): carbohydrate metabolic process
Cellular component (GO): membrane
Molecular function (GO): galactoside 2-alpha-L-fucosyltransferase activity
Source: RefSeq, a predicted model, not a curated record